CUCUCGCCGUCGAAUUGGCACUCAUGAUUGUACGCCGCUUGACCCGCCUCUUGUCGUCCAUAACGAGAAACGGCCUGCCUCAAGCUGAAGCAUCAUGCACUCAUUCAUCUGCCGCCCACAGCACAGCUGUAGACGGCCUGCUGCCCGCCCUCGCCCGUGCCCGGCGAGAUCACCGUGAACGAUGCAGGCAGGAUCAGAGCCUUGCAGCGUGUCCGCCGUCGCUGGCCCUCGCCCGUGCCCGGCGAGAUCACCGUGAACGAUGCAGGCAGGAUCAGAGCCUUGCAGCGUGUCCGCCGUCGCUGGCCCUCGCCCGUGCCCGGCGAGAUCACCGUGAACGAUGCAGGCAGGAUCAGAGCCUUGCAGCGUGUCCGCCGUCGCUGGCGUGUGCGCUGCUGCUGAGUAUGUGGGCAUCUUCCCAUCUGCAGCUCGACAGACGGCGGGCCUGUGUGCGGUGCGAGGAGAGCCUCGAAGCCGCACUGACGGAAGGGGAGGAGCCUCGUGCUGCUGAAAACGGUACGCAUAUUCAGUAGGGAGGCAGUUGAGAGGUGGUUAUGACGAGUAUGGGUGGCUGUCUUGCGCUUGGUCGGUCAGAUGGCGAGCCGCAUCUGUUGGGCGGCAAGCAGGAUGCUUACGGCGGCCUCAUUGUCGACCCACAAACACUCCACAGGGACAAACAGGAGUUCGAACGAAGUACGCAACAAUUAAGUACACGUGUGUCUGCAAUGCUCUGUGCAUCUGUGUGUGUGUUUUGUUUUGUGUCUGCCUGUAUGCAGCAUUGGAGAGCUCCCUUGUCCACUGGCGUCAGGCCGGCUACAGGGGGAUAUGGAUGAAGAUACCCAAAGGUAUGUCAGAAUGAGAAAGAAGCAGCACACGGCAAACAGCACGGCCGCCAUGACGGCUCCUGUGUUGUGUGGUGUGGUGUGGGUUUCGGAGCAGAUUUGGUCCAUUUAGUGCCCGUCGCUGUGCAGAAAGGCGAGUUCUCCUUCCACCAUUGCGAGAGGUACCAAUGCACAGACCUAACACAAACCUACAGGCUGUCAUGCCUUCGUUCGGUUGUUGAUCCAUGUGUCAGCGACUACAUCAUGCUGACGCGUUGGCUGCCGUCGUCGUCGAGUCCGCUGCCCAGCGGGGCGUCGCACCAUGUGGGUGUGGGGGCGGCCAUCAUCAACGACCGGAACCAGGUGCUGCUGGUGCAGGAGGCUAACGGACCACUCAAGGGCAGGGGCAUCUGGAAGAUGCCGACAGGUGGGUGGGUAUACCUCCAUCCAUCCAUCCACACCAACACACGUGUUGUGCGCACAUCCCUAUGUGUCUGCAGGUCAUGUGCACAACGGGGAGAGUCUGGUGGAGGCUGCCAUCAGGGAGGUCAGCCAGGCGCCGACUGGCUGGGGGCUGCACUUAUUCUCUCUCCCUGUGUGUGUGUGUGUGUGUGUGAGAAGGCAAAGGAGGAGACGGGCAUCGACACCGAGUUCGACUCCAUCCUCGCAUUCAGGCAGGCAAAGCCAAUAUACGCACACUCACGCAGAGGGAUUUGCGGCAUCUAUGCCCUGAUGAGUGCAUUUGUGUGUGUGUGUGUGUGUGUUGUGUAAAUGUAGGGAGUCCCACGGCGGUCCGCCCGUCACGGGCGGCAAGAGCGACCUCUUCUUUGUCGUCAAACUGAGACCACUGCAAAGUGCAGAAGAGGUCAGCACGGCACCCCUGCACACAAAACACACACACGCCGCCCAGCCCACAUGUCUUGCCAUAUGUGUGUGUGUGUGUGUAAUGUGCAGCUGGAGAUUUCGCCGCAGGACGGCGAAAUCUCCGCGGCCCAGUGGGUGCCGGUGAGCCACCUUGAGAGCAUCUCCAAGUUCAAGCCCGGCACCGUCUACCACACCUUCAACACACUUGCAGCCCGCUCCGCCUUACCACACACGGACGACCCCUCCCCCUCUCUCCCUCCCCCUCCGUCUAAGUCAUCCCUGCCACACAUGAGCGCCGCUAACGCCGUGCCAGCUGUCAACUACCCACUUGGUGUGGGUGGGGGCUUCGAGGCAAUGCCGGCAGUAAGGCGGCUGGAUGGGCCGAAUGACCCGCUGUUCCUCACACACGGGGAGCCCUACAGGGGCAUCCGGGGGUGGAAGAAGCUGCCGGCGGGCUUCCGCGGGAAGAUCGACUCGUUCUACUUCGUGACGCCGGUCCCACCGGAGGCCGCUCACCUGCUGAGAGAUGAUAAUUGACCAAGAUGUGGAGCUAGUGGUGGCUCUCUGGCAAUUGAGGGAGGGAGGGAGGGAGGGAGGGAGAGUGACGGAAUUGGCCGUUGGCAGGGCCGAGUCUCUGUCUGCCUGUUUUGCGUGCGUGUUGGGUGUGCAUAGGUAGGUAGGUAGCAGUUUUGUCUGGUGUGGCAGUCAGUGACUCAAUGAGUGAGUCGCAAUGCGAGAUGUGAAGCGCAAGAAG
Messenger RNA from Vitrella brassicaformis, 2436 nucleotides. Lineage: Eukaryota; Vitrellaceae. The record is from the annotation of a GenBank genome assembly.